Molecule: messenger RNA, 1487 nt
Organism: Labrus mixtus (cuckoo wrasse)
Lineage: Eukaryota; Metazoa; Chordata; Actinopteri; Labriformes; Labridae
Gene: rad9b
Product: RAD9 checkpoint clamp component B
Exons: 11
Coding region: 1-1206 (401 amino acids)
Biological process (GO): mitotic intra-S DNA damage checkpoint signaling; DNA repair; DNA replication checkpoint signaling
Cellular component (GO): checkpoint clamp complex
Source: RefSeq, a predicted model, not a curated record
AUGAAUUGUCGUCUGGAGGGAAACUGUGUAAAAGCUUUUGGAAAGGCAGUUCAUGCCUUGUCCCGGCUCGGAGAUGAACUGUGGUUGGAUCCAAACGUCAAAGGGCUGGCGCUGAGAUCUGUGAACUCUGCUCAUUCUGCGUACGCCUGCUUCCUCUUCUCUCCCCUGUUCUUCAAGAACUACAACCUGCGACCCGCGACAGAGCAUGGCGCUGAAACAGUCAAAUGCAAACUGGCUAUGAAGUGUGUUCUUCCUCUUUUCCGGUGUUUAAAUUCCAUCGAGCGUAAUGUGGAACAAUGUCAGAUAUCAAUCGGCUCGCCCGAUGACCAGGUGAUGAUCCAGUUCUUCUGCAGGCAUGGCAUCACUAAAACCCACAACCUACGUUUCCAGGAGAGUGAGGCUCUGCAGGCUGUGUUUGCCUCACACCUCUGUCCUAAUGUGCUGAAAGCUCCUGCCAGGCUGUUUGGUGAUAUGGUGAUGCAUUUUCCAUCGUCGCAGGAGGAAGUCAUUCUGUCCAUGACUCCUCUGAGAGUCGGUCUGAAAAACUACUGUGAUGCUGUAAACGAUCACAUGAAGAUGAUGUACACGGAGAUGUCCUUACACCCCGACGAGUUCGACUACUUUCACGUUGGCAUGGACUCAGAUAUAACCUUCUGUCUGAAGGAGCUGAGGGGUCUGUUGUCCUUUGCAGAGUCACACUGUCUUCCAGUGUCGGUCUACUGCGGUGCCACUGGAAAGCCUGUUUGCUUCUCUGUGGAGGAUAUGGUCCUAGAGGCCACUGUGGUGCUGGCCACUCUUUAUGACCCCGAAAGCAAGGACCCCUCUCAGUCCUCGACCCUGACCGAUGCUACACAAAGGUGUGCAGAAGCUGCUGUUCUACCUAUGGGUUCAUGUGAGGCGAACAUCAGGGAGCCUGAGGACAUUCCAGCUGUGACAGAGCUGAUAGCAUCCAGCCAGGGCAGCCCGAUGAACGUCCCACCUGCUCUGAUGCUGCCGCUGCUUCACACCGCUGGCAUAUGUGUGCCUGAGGAUCACUGCAGCAGCGCCAACUCGUCUCCUGCCUCCUCCACGAUCUGCUCCCUCCUGUUCAGGGCCGUGUCCUCGGAGCAGGACAACCACGACAGCGCUGCCAGACCGCCUGUUCUGGCGUUCUACAGUGAUGAGGAGCAGAACAUGGAGGAGGACACAGACAGCCCUUCACUCUGAGAGCUCACAGCUCAUUCUUCUGUGUCUUUAGAACCUGUUCAGCUCAUAUUGAAGGAUGCAAUGUGUUGUGAUGCAGCUGCAGCAUUCACAUGUGGUUGGAUAGGUAGGAUCAAACUUUUCUAUUAACUUAACAUGUUUAAGACUGUUGUUUGUAGCGAACUUGUUUUAUUUAAAUCGUCUUCAGAUUGUAGAGUUUGACAGCAAGCUGUAAAAUUCUGUGUUUUUAUAAUUAAUAUUUAUGAACUCUCAGUAAAAGUGUGUGAUUGGUUUGUCAUUGCACA